CAAACUAUGGAAUCUUAAUGACAGAUGGGAAAUCAAAUGAGAGGAUGGCUUGGUGAUUUUCAGCUGGAAUGAGGCCAGAGGGACUAGUAAGCAUCCUGUAGUUACCUUCCAAUAUCCAGCUCAGAACUCCUGUUGGAGUUUGACAUGGCAUCCUCCAAACAAACCCACAUGAAAUGAUUAAUUGAACCUUAUUCUUUUUUAUUUUCAUUAUGAGGGAGAGACAGAAAUAUCAUAGUCCAGCUUCAAAGUCCUAUAUCUCUCAUUGAGUCAUUUAUUUCCUCCUAACUCCCUCUCUCUUAAGCUCUAUAAAUUUCUCUCUCCUUUCUUAGCGUUUUAUCCAAAAAUCUUCAUAAAAAAACCCUCAUUUACCCAUUUCAUAUAAGCUCGCGAUCUCCCAUCAAGAAAAAUGAGAGAAAUUCUCCACGUUCAAGCAGGCCAAUGUGGUAACCAAAUUGGUGCCAAAUUCUGGGAGGUUGUGUGUGAUGAACAUGGCAUCGAUGCCACAGGAAGUUAUGUUGGUAAUUCUCACCUUCAGCUGGAGAGGGUGAACGUUUACUACAAUGAAGCAAGUGGUGGUCGCUAUGUUCCUAGAGCCGUGUUAAUGGACCUUGAGCCGGGUACCAUGGACAGCUUGCGGACAGGUCCUUAUGGGAAACUGUUUAGACCUGAUAACUUUGUUUUCGGUCAAAGUGGGGCUGGAAACAAUUGGGCUAAAGGGCAUUACACUGAGGGAGCUGAAUUGAUUGAUUCUGUUCUUGAUGUUGUUCGCAGAGAGGCUGAGAACUGUGAUUGCUUACAAGGGUUCCAGAUUUGCCAUUCACUGGGAGGAGGGACAGGGUCGGGAAUGGGAACACUUCUGAUAUCAAAGAUCAGGGAAGAAUAUCCUGAUAGGAUGAUGUUGACUUUCUCAGUGUUCCCGUCGCCCAAGGUUUCUGAUACUGUGGUUGAGCCCUACAAUGCAACCCUCUCUGUGCACCAGCUUGUUGAAAAUGCUGAUGAGUGUAUGGUCCUGGACAAUGAAGCUCUCUAUGAUAUUUGUUUCCGAACCCUCAAGCUCACAAAUCCAAGCUUUGGUGAUCUCAACCAUCUGAUCUCAACAACCAUGAGUGGAGUAACAUGUUGCCUCCGUUUCCCUGGUCAACUCAAUUCUGAUCUUCGCAAACUAGCCGUCAACUUGAUCCCCUUCCCACGCCUCCACUUCUUCAUGGUUGGUUUUGCACCCUUAACUUCCCAUGGCUCCCAACAAUACCGUGCACUCACCAUCCCUGAACUCACUCAGCAAAUGUGGGAUGCCAAAAACAUGAUGUGCGCCGCUGAUCCACGCCACGGCAGGUACCUAACAGCCUCAGCUAUGUUCCGUGGCAAAAUGAGCACCAAGGAAGUUGAUGAGCAGAUGAUGAAUGUACAAAACAAGAACUCCUCCUACUUUGUUGAGUGGAUACCUAAUAACGUUAAAUCAAGUGUUUGUGACAUUCCGCCAACUGGGUUAACCAUGUCUUCUACGUUCAUGGGAAAUUCCACAUCGAUUCAAGAAAUGUUUAGGCGUGUUUCAGAGCAAUUCACAGUCAUGUUUAGGCGAAAGGCAUUCUUGCAUUGGUAUACUGGGGAGGGGAUGGAUGAGAUGGAGUUUACAGAGGCUGAAAGUAACAUGAAUGAUUUGGUUUCAGAGUAUCAACAAUAUCAAGAGGCUGCUGCAGAUGAGGAGUAUGAUGAGGAGGCGGCGGUGGAGAAUUAAGGGGCAUGUACACUUUUGGGCAUGGUCAUGACUUGUGUUUUAGAAUGCUAUGUUUGUGCUGUGGUUGUGAAGAAGGGUUCAUUAUUGAUGAGAUCGGCUUUUACCAGUUCAUGUUUUUGAAUUUAUGAUUGGCAUAAUUUAUGUAACCCUGAAUGGUGGAGAGACCAAAAAGAGAAAAUAAUCAUGUAAUGAGAGUAUGAGGUUUGGAAGAAUGUGAAUAUUUUCAUCUUAUUUUUAUUUAUACGCUCACAUCUGUUUCUU
Juglans regia (Persian walnut) is the source of this 1996-nucleotide messenger RNA. Its product is annotated as tubulin beta chain-like. The transcript is spliced from 3 exons. Gene Ontology annotation, cellular component: microtubule; cytoplasm. Gene Ontology annotation, biological process: microtubule cytoskeleton organization; mitotic cell cycle. The coding region runs from base 407 to 1735 and encodes 442 amino acids. Lineage: Eukaryota; Viridiplantae; Streptophyta; Magnoliopsida; Fagales; Juglandaceae. The record is from RefSeq and is a predicted model, not a curated record. Gene Ontology annotation, molecular function: GTPase activity; GTP binding; structural constituent of cytoskeleton.